GAUCAUGUGAACAAUGUGCCGAUGAUCUAAGUCCCCUAGAGAGCGACCUGAAUGCCGAGUCCAGCUCAGGUGCAGUAGACGCUGCUGAUCCAUAGCAGAUGCGAAUAUCGACGAGCUCUCGAUCUCACACGCCGAUGGAAUUAUUAUUCGUUAACUGAAGUAAAUAAUGCGAUUUUGAAGGCCCUCUUCAAAAUAUCCCGGGGAUACGGAUAGUAUUCCGUUGGGAGCGUUGGAAGAAAGGACAGCGCAGCUAGCGGAGCCCGUCGCUGGUACUAGAAUUCGACUGGUUACCACAGCAUCACGUGUAACCAUGCCAUUGGUUACAGCAUCGCGUGUAACGAUGCCGCACCUUUCCAUGCCACCCGCAGCACUGCCGUUAUUCGAAGCAGCUUCAAACGAAGCACAAGGCGAAAUCGCUCCGGUACGGGAGCGGAGCAGCAUAACGACAACAGCAGCAGCAGCAGCAGAAGAUACAGCAGUUACAGCAGCCGAAUCUCCAGCAGCAGCACCAAGAGUAGCAGCAGAAAUGGCAGGAGCAGCAGAAAUAGGGGGCCUCCAUCCCCUACCAAACGAGUUCCCGCCUUUUCCUGUCCCCAAGAUCCUUCCCCAGAGCAGAUCAUUCUGCUUCUACAGAAUCAGCUUAUAGCGGAGCGGACCUCCUUCGAAAAACGCCUGGCGAAAGUCGCGCAGGAAGCGGAGGAAACCCUAAACGCGCAGCAGCGAUUCUGGGCGGCGCAAGUGGCACGCUUAGAGGCGCAAGUGGCGGAAACCGGGCGGCAGAUGGCGCAGAUGCGGGCGGAAAGGAGGGCGGCGGAGAGGGAGGCGGAGAGAGAGGCGGAGCGGAGGGGAGGGAGCAGGUCGCCCAUCAAGGUGGAGCAGGCUAUCCCGGAUAUCCCUCAGAGUAAAGCUGAGAGGCUGCGGGCACAUUUAGCAGCACUGGCUGAGGAGAGGGAGGCUGCAGUGAGGGAGUGUGGGGCAGCGGAGGCAGCCGUGGCAGGGCUGUCCUGCCAGCUGGCGUUGCUCGUGACUCAAGCAGAUGCUGAGGCAGAACAAGGCGAUCGAUCAGCUGCUGGCAAUGCAUCUGAUAACGAGAGGGCCCUUCCAGGAGUGCCUGCAGAAAAACCACCUGAAAAAACGCCUGAAGGAUCGUCUGACGAAGGGGCAUCACUGUGGGCGGGCCGUGUGAGCGUGCACAGGCUGACAGCUUGGCACCAUGGGAGGGAUGCAUGUGCGCUGAGAGACAUGGCCCUCAGAGGCUCAACCGCUGUCUCUCAGUCACAAAAUGUUGGCAGGCCUGCCAAGCGCCGUGUGACAGACGAGUAUGACGCGACGGAGGCGUGUGAGCCGAGGGAAAUGGCUCUUAGAGGCUCAACCGCUGUCUCUCAGUCACAGAAUCUUGUGAGAACCACAAGUCAACUCGCUGGUUGCCGUGUGAGAGACGAGUACGACGCGACGGAUGCGUGUGAGCUGAGGGAAACGGCCCUCGGAGGCUCAACCGCUGUCUCUCAGUCACAGGCACAGUCACAGAGCCAGCCGAGUGAGUGCAGCAGGCACCAUGGCAGGGAUGCAUGUGCGCUCAAGGAAGUGGCUCUUAGAGGCUCAACCGCUGCCUGUCAGUCACAGUCACAGGCACAGAGACAGCUGAGGGAUGUCAGCAGCAGAUGGAACUUAGGAGAGAAAGCGUGGCUGGCACGGGGAGGCAUAGCCAAUCUAGCAGAGCGUGGUACUGUUUCAGGUGAUACAGCUGGUACUGUUUCAGGUGAUACUGCUGGCACUGUUUCAGGUGAUACAGCUGGCACUGUUUCAGGUGAUACAGCUGGCACUGUUUCAGGUGAUACAGCUGGCACUGUUUCAAGUGAUACUGCUGGCACUGUUUCAGGUGAUACUGCUGGCAUUGUUUCAGGUGAUACUGCUGGUACUGUUUCAGGUGAUACUGCUGGUACUGUUUCAGGUGAUACUGCUGGUACUGUUUCAGGUGAUACAGCUGGUACUGUUUCAGGUGAUACUGCUGGCACUGCUUCGAGCGACGCAGCUUCUAGGAAACCUGCGCCAGGUUCUCCUUCCAUAGAUCCUCCCUUUCAAACCAGAGAGCUUCUGUGCUCUGCUUCUAGUGGCGCAGAUUUACUAGCAGUCAGCCCUCCUCCUACUGUUCUGCCCACCGAUUCACCACAGCCGCUGACAGUCAACCCCCCACCUAAGGUCAACCUUGGAGGCGCAAACGCACUGACAGUCAACCCUUAUCCUAGAGUCUUGCCAACCAACGCACCUCAGUCGCUGACUGUCUCCCUGUCUCCCGGCAUCUCCUCCGCAGGGGGCGGAGGGAGGAGUGGAGCAGACGAGUCUGGACGGCUGGAUGCUGCUGCACGUGCUUCUGCUUCUGCAUCUGUGCCUGCACCUUCGUCGAGAACUUCAACAGGAGCAGUAGCAACAGGAGCAGUAGCAACAGGAGCAGUAGCAACAGGAGCAGUAGCAACAGGAGCAGCUCCUGAAUUCCCCAUGAGACUGGGUCAAGGCGUGACUUCUGAGUCGACUCAAAAGUCAACAGCAACAGCUCCCGAGGUUCCUGAGAGGCUAAGUCCAGGCGUGGCUGAUGAGAGGAGAGCAGCAGUGCAAGAGUCGGCUUUUGACGCGCCGCAAAAAGGGCCUGAGAGGCUAAGUCCAGGCGUGGCUGAGGAGAGGAGAGCAGCAGUGCAGGAGGCACGAGCUAUCCUACACGCAUUGAGGGCAAAAUGGUCCAAUCCCAGCCUUGCUGCCCGCCCUGCUCCUUCUGCUGUUGCUUCUCCUUCUCCUUCUCCCACCACCACUGCUGCUGCUGCUGCUGCUUCUUCUGCUUCGUCUCCCGCGUUUCCUCCUCUUACUACUGCUGCUCCACCUGCGCAUGCUCCUGCAUCUGCUUCAGCUGCUGCUGUUGCCAUGCUACACACAUCGUCACCGGCUGCCUCUAAGCCUCCCUCCCUCCGAAGUGGCUCUUUCACGAAGUCCGCUCUUAACGAAGGGCAAAUAGCACCAGGGGGACAGCAGGUGCCAGCACUAAUAGUGGAGAAGCCUUUGGUGAAGCAUGAGGGGCAGCGGGGAGGACAGACUCAGCUUCUGGUGAAGCAUGAGGGGCAGCGGGGAGUGCAGGCGAGUGCGCCACUUGGAAUGGGGGGAAUCAUGAGAGCUGCACAGCUGGAGGUCUCUGAUUGGCUGUCUGAGCUGGCAGAGGGCUCCCUGUCGGAUGGAGAGGAGUGUCUGCUUUAAGUUGUGAAAGUUUGAGGCAUGCGAUGGUACGAGGCAAUCCGACAUGUUGAAUCUGGUACUGGUAGUAUCAUUGUUGCUUCGCCAUGUGCACCUUGCGAGGCUAAUGACACAGUUGUGAGUCGGCAAGAAAACACGGAUCAUAAC
Molecule: messenger RNA, 3384 nt
Organism: Closterium sp. NIES-67
Lineage: Eukaryota; Viridiplantae; Streptophyta; Zygnematophyceae; Desmidiales; Closteriaceae
Source: the annotation of a GenBank genome assembly